AUGGUAUCCGCGUCAAGACAUACAUCAACGGCAUCCGCGCCAGGACAUACAUCAAAGGCAUCCGCGCCAAAGCAUACAUCUAUGAAAUCCGUGCCAGGACAUACAUCAACGCCAUCCGCGUCAAGACAUACAUCAACGGUAUCCGUGCCAGAGCAUACAUCUAUGAAAUCCGCGCCAGAACAUACAUCAACGGCAUCCGCGUCAGAGCAUACAUCUAUGAAAUCCACGCCAGGACAUACAUCCACGGUAUCCGCGCCAGAAUAUACAUCCACGCCAGGACACACAUUAAUGGCAUUCGCACCACAGCAUACAUCCACGCCAGGACACACAUUCAUGGCAUCCGCACCACAGCAUACAUCCACGCCAGGACACACAUUCGUGGCAUCCGCGCCAGAACAUACAUCCGUGGCAUCCGCACCAGGACAGACAUUCAUAACAUCCGCACCACAGCAUACAUCCAAGCCAGGACACACAUUCAUAACAUCCGCACCACAGCAUACAUCCACGCCAGGACACACAUUCAUAACAUCCGCACCACAGUAUACAUCCACGCCAGGACACACAUUCAUGAUAUCCGCACCACAGCAUACAUCCACGCCAGGACACACAUUCAUGGCAUCCGUACCACAGCAUACAUUCACGGCAUUCGCGCCAGGACACACAUUGAUGGCAUCCGCGCCAGAACAUACAUCCGUGGCAUCCGCGCCAGAGCAUACAUCUAUGGCAUCCACGCCACAGCAUAUCAUGUCGUCCACACUACGAUAUACACCUAGGAUGCCACAAAAAUUCAUUCCUGCACCAAGAUAUACGUCAGUACCAUCAGCAGAAUAUAUACGUGCACCACAAAAUCCGGCGCCAGUAACACAUAAAUCGUCUGGCCGGAUUUUAACAGCUCGUAAUACAAAAUCUUCAGCGAGUAAUGCUUCCAAUUCUUCAUCUUUAAAUUUUUUUGGUUGA
Cyphomyrmex costatus is the source of this 957-nucleotide messenger RNA. Its product is annotated as mucin-12-like. The transcript is spliced from 2 exons. Bases 1 to 957 code for a protein of 318 amino acids. NCBI's taxonomy places the organism in Eukaryota, Metazoa, Arthropoda, Insecta, Hymenoptera, Formicidae. The record is from RefSeq and is a predicted model, not a curated record.